AUGGAAGAGUUCGCGCGGGCCUGCGCGGAGGCGUUGCUGGGCGCAGGGGCGGCGGAGGAGAGGGCGGCCAGUGAGGCGCAGGCGAUUGUGCGGUGCCAGACUGAGGCCGGCCGUCGCCAAGCGCAAGCCUUGGAGGAAAAGGAGCUGCGGAUCCUCGCCCUGAGCGAGGAGAAUGCCGCGCAGGCAUUUUCCGUGGUGCAGCAUGAGGAGGAGGCCUCAAGGCUGCGGCAGUGGAGCUACGCCUACGAGGCCACGGCCAAGGCGGAGGCCCUGACGGCGCAGCGUUGCCGCUCGGAGAUGGUCACGGCAGUGCAGGAGUUGCAGCGGUUCCACCGCAUGCAGCAGCUGCAACACGACAUGCGGAUUCAGGUUCCAUCUCGAUUGGAGCCCAUCCUUGAAGGCGGCUCGCCUGCUUCGACAGAGGAUGCCGACAGAGAGCUGGAAGCCAAUGCAGGCGCGGUGUCCCUGGCCUCCACUGAAGCCGACGACAGCGACCAGGAGGACAUGAAGGCCCUGGUCUUGAGGCUUCAGAGCGAGCUCAUGGAAGUCGAGGCAGAGCGUGCGAAGGCGAGCGCGCAGCGGGACGAGGCACGGGAGGCUCUGGCUGCCCUGCAGAAGGAGCACACCGCCCUGGCAGAAUCUCGGCAGUUUGCAGCGCCCAGCGCACCGCUUGCAGUGCCCAGCGCACCGCUUGCAGUGCCCGGCGCGCCCGCCAGCGCGCUGGGCGCGCUGAGUGGGACGCUGUCGCCGGCGUCGCCCUUCCGAGACGGCGCAGGCAGCACCUCCAGCGUGCCGUGCUCACCACUUCGCCGUGCCGCGCAGGCGCCCACGGACCCAGCUGGCCGGCUUUUGCAGGCCAAGCUGCAGCUGAACGAAGCCAUGGCAGAGCUCCGGAGCCUGAGAUCUCCGGGCUGA
This is a messenger RNA of Effrenium voratum, 915 nucleotides long. NCBI's taxonomy places the organism in Eukaryota, Dinophyceae, Suessiales, Symbiodiniaceae. The record is from the annotation of a GenBank genome assembly.